Molecule: messenger RNA, 1281 nt
Organism: Drosophila biarmipes
Lineage: Eukaryota; Metazoa; Arthropoda; Insecta; Diptera; Drosophilidae
Gene: Grl62c
Exons: 2
Coding region: 1-1281 (426 amino acids)
Source: RefSeq, a predicted model, not a curated record
AUGCCGCUGUCAGCGCCGCUGCACAAACUGCUCUGCGUGUGCCACAUUGUCAGCUUCUUCGGUUACCAGAAGAAAGUGUGCCACUUGCUGUGCCUGCACAAUGUGCGAUACAAUGUGGACAGCCAGAAGUUCGGCUUUGGACAUCAGGUGCUCAUCUACUUUGUCUACUUCUGGAGUCUUUUGUGCCUGCUGUUUUACUUUCUCUUUCUCGAUGGCUUUGUCAUUGAUCGAGGCAGUCUCUAUAUCUACAUACUGCCCUGCCUUUACUAUAUACACCUAAAGAAAUCCCUGCUCCGGACUUUGAAUGAGAUGGCCAGGGUGCACAGGGAGUUGCAAUCCACCAUGGGAACUCUGUUUUGUGUCUCUGUAAAGCGGGCCUUUUGCUGUUCCUUGCUGAUUUGCAUAGAACUUUUACUCGUUAUCUACUGGCAAAUUGAGUCCCUGAAAAAUGAUAUCCAACGCUGGACUGUAUUCACCUGUCUGCUGGGUUGGCACCUGCAGCUUCUACUCCUUGUAAACAGCUACAUUUGGCUACACUCCAUAUACGUGGUUAUGAAUCAGGUAUUGACGGCGGAGCUCAGGAUCCAACAGCGCUGGAAAAUGCUGAGGAUUGUAUUGAAAGAACACAGUCGUUUGGCGAAAAUUCAGCGAGAUGUUUCGCACUUUUUUAGUGUCUAUAUAUCAUCUGUUGUCUUGCUCAUAUCAGUCAUAUUCUAUAGGUCAGUAAUCCUUGAAGCUGGCAUCGAGUGGGAACUAAGCCGAUUGGUAUUGCUGAGAUUGGAGACUUGGCAAAUCAGAUAUCUUGCUUAUAUAAUCCUUCUAAUUGGCACUUUCUUAAUGGUUGUUUGGGACUACAAAUCAAUAAGGGACACGUUUCUGAGAGGUCUUUGGAAGACCCAAGAAAUAUGUCUGAGGACAUGGGAUAGCAGAAACACCCAGCGCUGUAAGCAGACUCAAGACAUCGUGGAUAUGAUGAUCCUUACUGGCAAUGCACCUCGUGAUAUGGUCUGUACAAAACUGGUUCUUUGGGAGCUUAGGAUCAAAGAGGCCACCAUAUUCACCCUGGAGACCGCUUUCUUCAUGAACUACUUUUUACUGCUGAUGAUUACAGUGUGUCUGAUACCCAUAGUGGCUAUCUCGAAUGGUUUUGAAAUCGGCUUUGAGGAAAAGCUCCUAAACUACACAUAUUGCUCAAAAUAUUCAGAGGGUUCAGAGGCUAUGAACCUAACUAUCGAAAACUUGACGUUGGGUACCUACACUUUGAGUCAUGCACUGGGCUGA